This is a messenger RNA of Haemonchus placei, 417 nucleotides long. The record is from the annotation of a GenBank genome assembly. Lineage: Eukaryota; Metazoa; Nematoda; Chromadorea; Rhabditida; Trichostrongylidae.
AUGAUGCUGAUCAUCUUAACAGUUUUUCUCCCAGUGGUGCGGCUUGAGACAGAAGAGAGACUAGAAAACUGUCAAGCUCUUAAAGAAACAACCGUGCCCCUCAAGAAUCUUUCUGACUCACUGAAAGAAGAACUCGAAAAGGACUCAGCCCCCAAAAGUUGCGAUAUUGACGGUAUUGCUACAUACUAUAUUGGAUCUCCGGACACAUCCAAUAAGCUGCUGUUCACAGCUGUAUGCAUCUCCGCAAAAGAGCUUAAGGAAUCUCCCUAUUGCUAUAACACGACGUCGACAAAUGGAAUCUUCAGCGGUUCAAAAAUUUCGGAGGAACGGUUCAAAAGCUUCUAUGGGAACUGUAGCAACGAUCUAGAAAUCGAGCUUGAACAGAUGACUUCUGAAACAGAAAUUCUGAGUGAAUAG